Apodemus sylvaticus (European woodmouse) is the source of this 1584-nucleotide messenger RNA. It is a transcript of the gene Mgarp, whose product is annotated as mitochondria localized glutamic acid rich protein. Gene Ontology annotation, cellular component: mitochondrial outer membrane; mitochondrion. The transcript is spliced from 4 exons. Lineage: Eukaryota; Metazoa; Chordata; Mammalia; Rodentia; Muridae. The record is from RefSeq and is a predicted model, not a curated record. Bases 345 to 1268 code for a protein of 307 amino acids. Gene Ontology annotation, biological process: anterograde axonal transport.
AUCAGGCGCGCUUCUCUAAACGUGUCCUGCGUGCCCUGCAGAUAACUCCAUGGGACAGAGCGGGUCAGGCACGUAACAGCGUAACAGCGACUUCUAAGCUCCCUAUCCUCUUCUGAGACUCAGGCAUUUAGCGUCUGCGCAGGGGCACAGGAAAGCAACACUACUAAUGCUGGGUAAGGGGACCAAGGUGCUAACCUUUAAUUUAAUCCCCUUCCCACCCAACCCCACCCCCGGGCUGGGGUGCACCGGACCUGGAGUCCCACCCGGGGCGGGGCGCUCCUGAAGCUCCUCCCUCUGAGCCUGGGUUGAUUGCUCCGCUGCUGCAUCUCAGCGCGCAACCCGCGAUGUAUCUCCGCAGGGCUGUGUCCAAAACACUGGCGCUGCCCCGGAGGGCGCCCCCCGGUCCCGCGCCGCUGGGGAAGGACGCAUCUCUUCGCCGAGUGUCGUCCAGCAAAUUCCCUGGAACAUCUGGCUCCAAUAUGAUCUAUUACCUGGUUGUAGGUGUGACAGUCAGUGCUGGUGGAUAUUAUACUUACAAGGCUUUCACAUCAAAGCAAGUCAGACAUACAGAACCUGUAACAGACCUGAAGGAACAAACAAAGGCGGAGUUACAACCACUUCAAGGUGAGAAGGAGCACGUGACAGAAACCGAGAAAGCAUGUUCAGAGACUGGAGAAAUUUCUAUAAAGGAAGCUGAAUCGGUAGAUGCUGAGGAAGUCCCAGAGGCAGCAGCUGUGCUUCCAGAAGAGUCUCAAGACUCCGCCUCCGAGGUCCCUGCCGAAGCUGCCCCGGUGGAGACAGCCGUAGAGAGCUCAGAGUCUGAGCUGAAGAUCACGGACGCUUCCCUGGUGGAGACCACCGAGGGCGUCCCUGAGUCCACUCGGGAGGUGGAGAGUGCAGCCCCAGACCAGGCUGAUGUUUGCAAUGAGGGGGGCGGGACCAGCCAGGAGGGGGCUGACACCAGCCAGGAGGGGGCUGACACCAGCAAGGAGGAGGCUGACACCAGCAAGGAGGAGGCUGACACCAGCAAGGAGGAGGCUGACACCAGCAAGGAGGAGGCUGACACCAGCCAGGAGGGGGCUGACACCAGCCAGGAGGGGGCUGACAGCAAGGAGGCUGAAGGUACCACUACUGAGGACCUGAGCUCGGUCUCUGAGGAGAGUGACAAACUAGAAGAAAGCCCUCCCUCAGGCUCAGAACCCUCUGCCCAGCCUGAGUCACAAGAAGAAACCGAGGUCACAGCUGAAGCAGCAUCACCCCAAGGCUGAUCUGCAGAAUUCUAUAGUUGCUUUUGUAUUUUUAGUAACCUUAGCCCUUCUUCCUAGAAUAUUUUAAUAUCCCUUAAAGAAUUUGGCUUCACUGAUAGAUAUUUGAUUGGGAUUGGGGUUUUUACAUAGCUUAAUAGUUUUCUACCCUCUAAAAUCAGGCUGUGUUAAGACCUUAAAUAGUGUUAAGUUUGGAUUUAAAUUUUACAUUUUAGAAAUUGAGUUAUCUACGCAACUGGUGUCACUUUGAUUUUGCUUUGCCUUUCUCUUACUUUAUGAUACGUAGAUUAUUGGGUUUGACGUGAGCUCACUUAAAUAA